Chaetomium globosum CBS 148.51 is the source of this 237-nucleotide messenger RNA. RefSeq lists its product as uncharacterized. The transcript is spliced from 2 exons. The record is from RefSeq and is a predicted model, not a curated record. The coding region runs from base 1 to 237 and encodes 78 amino acids. NCBI's taxonomy places the organism in Eukaryota, Fungi, Ascomycota, Sordariomycetes, Sordariales, Chaetomiaceae.
AUGCAAUCCGUUAACCCCGAGCACUUUUUCAAGACUAACGCCGCUCAGGAGAAGAGGCACCGGCGGGCAGCCAAAGCCGGGAACAAAUAUGGCAACCCAAUUUCUCUAAAAUCCAAGAUUUUAGCCGCAGUACCAGAUCCCAGAUCUCCUUCAUCGGCCAUCUUGGUUGCUGAGUCGGCUGGUGCUGUGCGGCUAGUCAAGCUUAACGUAGUAUGCCUAACAGACUAUGGAAAAUAA